Fusarium verticillioides 7600 is the source of this 3648-nucleotide messenger RNA. RefSeq lists its product as hypothetical. The record is from RefSeq and is a predicted model, not a curated record. The transcript is spliced from 2 exons. Lineage: Eukaryota; Fungi; Ascomycota; Sordariomycetes; Hypocreales; Nectriaceae. The coding region runs from base 211 to 1017 and encodes 268 amino acids. Gene Ontology annotation, cellular component: endomembrane system; membrane.
AGUUAACUCCAUUGAUCCAUGGAAAAGGGAAAAAGUUGAAGCUUCCGACUCCGAGCAGAGGCCAGGUCAAGGUAACAGGACACGCCACUUUAUAUUAAGAUCGCCCCUAUUGUAACAUUCUUUACUAUAAAUCUGUUUCUGUGUCCUUUCAAUUCUUUUUCUGCAUCUUUUCUAAAAACUUGUUAAAGAUCACGUUUCUUACUUGUCAAGAUGGCCGAUGAACCAACUCUGCGACAGCGAAAGCCUCAGCCCAAGAACGAGACUGAAUCUGAAGUCUCUCAGCCUUCGACUCCGCCAAAAAAGGGCAAGAAAAGGUCCUCGGCCAAGGUCGAUGAAGAAGACCCAUGGGAUGGCUACUCCCCUUACCUCGAUGUCGUUCGUGUCAUCAGCUUCAUUAUCGUGGCCUCAAUGGGUCUGAGCUAUGUUAUUAGCGGAGGAGAGAGUUUCUGGUGGGGACACAAGAACAAGCCUAACUGGAUGACCCAGAGAUUCUACAGGGACUUGAUUCUUGGACCUCCACCACCUGUAUAUAUGACCUUGGAGGAACUCUCCCUCCACGACGGUACCGACCCCGAUAGACCUCUUCUUCUUGCCAUCAAUGGUACGAUUUAUGAUGUCUCCAACGGCCGCCGCAUGUACGGUCCAGGGGGCUCCUACAGCUACUUCGCUGCUACCGAUGCUGCUCGCGGUUUCGUGACCGGCUGCUUUGCUGAUGACCAGACCGCCGACCUCCGUGGCUAUGAGGAGACAUUCCUGCCGCUCGACGAUCCUGAAAUUGACUCUCACUGGACACCCGAGGCCCUCGCUGAGCUUAAGAUCAAGGAGAGAGAAGAGGCUAAAAAGAGGGCCGACGCCGCGCUCCAGCAUUGGGUCGACUUCUUUGCCAACAGCAAGAAGUACACCAAGGUGGGAUAUGUGUAUCGGGAACCCGGCUGGCUGGAGAAAGAGAAGCCCAAGAAGCUCUGUGACCAGGCUCAGAGAAGCAGAAAGACCAGAAAGAUUCCCAAGAAGGAUUGAUCCUUACUCACGCUGGCGAUGUUGUAUCUUUGUUUUUAUUUUUUAGGAGCAGCAUUCUCUUCCAAACCCAACUGGGCCAAGGCUUAAAAAGCAUGAUUCACAUGACCGUGAAACGUUAGGAACUUCAAAUUGAGGGAUAAUGAGGAUGAUCUCUCUAAUGGUUUUGGGUAUUCUUGGUUAUCUAAACGUUCAACCUUGAUACACUCUCCCGUUAAACCCAGCCGUAAACACCGUUGAUGACUGUGCCUAUCCCGAGGCUGCCCAACCGUUCCAGCAAUUGGUACAAAUAUUGUUAGACCAAGCCAAAACUCGGGGAACCCCUUGCUAUAGCAAGGUCUUCCUAUGGUAUAUGACUGACUAACAAAUAUCCCCAUUAAUUGUUCCCAGCAUUAUGUCCAUCCAUUCAAAAGUUCGUCAUGCGCUCAGCUUAUAGUACAUACAUAGCAGCGGCACCAACUGCGAGCAGCAUCGAAAUAGGGGCCUUCAGCUCAGCAGCAGCAGCAGUGACCACAGGAUCGCCCGAAGAACCAGAUGUGGGAGUGCCAGUAGCUCCAGGGGCAGAGACCCCAGUUGGCGUGCCAGAGCCAUCCUCGGAACCGUCAUCGGAGCUGCCGUCAUCGGAGCUAUCGUCGCCGGAGGAGCUGCCGUCGUCUGAGCUAUCGUCUCCGGAGCCGCCACCAGAGCUACCGCCUCCAGAACCGCCUGUGUUGGUGCCAUUACCACCAUUUCCGCCUUGUGGAGAGCCGCCACCUUGAACAGGAACGACUUCGGAGACUGUAGCCGAACUGCAGAGGCUCUUGUAGUUAUUGAGCGAUCUUGUAGCAUUGGCAGAUGUGCUGGAUGACGUUUAGUAAAGAAACCUGACAUAAGGUCGUAACAGACUCACUUUUCGUUGAUAACCAUCGACAUUCCACCCUGACAGUGUUUUGCCUUGCUGCAGAAUAGCCACAUAGGCUUCUUGUCCUUGACCAUGAUGGUGUAAGUGGGAAUCAUGCCCUUGGACAUGCUAGCCUCUACAGGUUGGUAGCCAGAGUAGAUGCCAGUGACGUUCGACAUAACGUUGCCAAUAGGCACACAAGGGUCGUCGAAGGUAGACUGUGUCACUGUGUGGUUACCAGCCCAAAAUUGAAACUGAACCAUGGUUCCUGGCUCUGCUGUGAUCUUUUCAGGCCAGAACCUGAGGCCGGUGGCAUUUGUUGCUGAGUUUCUACCAACCGAGACGACUUGGACAUCGACAGCUAAGAGGACUGUUAGUUGAUUCUUCUUCUUUAUGGCGUCAUGGGCACACACCUUCAGCAACAGCCGCAAGGGCUACAAUAGCAAUGUGAGAGAAAUACAUAAUGAUUAGAGAUUUGGGAUUGUGAAUAUUUGGAUAGAGGCAAAGGAAGGGCACUCUGGGAGGUGUUCAGAGAUGGGAGCAAAAGAAAAGAAGCGGCUUGCGCUCAAGGACUAGCCUCGUCUAAGAAAGUAACAAGAAGAAUUAAUGAAAGAUUGAAAGAACAAAGGAAACGCGUCCAAUGAGAACAGGACCAGACUGUUGAUUAUGGAACGAGAUGGAGAGAUGAGGAGAAACAAAACAAAAGAGACGAGACGGAUUGGUAUAUAUACAUCGAUCUAGCUUAGAACUUGGCCUAUGAUGGCCUUGACCCUGAUUACGAGUUUCGAAGCACAUCUGAAGCACGCCUCUCUACGGCGCCGAAAGAUGGAUCUUGGGGCUUCCGUCUCGGCUCCUCGGUAGACUUACAGGACAGGCGUAGUAUGAGACACUGUUAACAAGGCUUUGCUGGAAGAGUUGAGAAAUGAAACAAAUAGUGCUGGGUAUGUCUUGGCUAACUUUGGUAUGGCUUGGGAACUACCCAGGUUAUAUGUCAGGUUCAGAUAUCGAGCUUAACGACAUAAAAUUCGCAACUGAACACAGAAGAUCGACUAUCGCAACUCGGAUAAACGAUUAUGAUGGCUUCCUCUGAUUCGUAUUCCCAUUGUCAGCAUUGACUUGGUGGUCUUUCUGUUCAAAAUGAGUUUGUUCAUUUUGUUGGUCAACUCAACUGAGAAAUCAACCCAUGGCGCUUAGUAUGUCUAUUAUCCAGACCUAUACCAUAACAGACUAACAACUGGAUAUUUUCGGUGACUAUAGGCCUCGGCUCCAGGCCCAACCGUGUCGGAGCAGAUCGACCAGGGGUUCGUCUGCUUCGGAAGUGCCUCAUCCGUAAUAUCUUGAGACGAAUAUAGUUUCGCUGUCACUAUUGGUCCUUAAAGAGUUUAAGGGCCUAGAGGGCCACAUGGGUGUAAAGCUGCCGUACGGUAAUUUGAAACUUGAGAGCCUUGGCUUUCUCUUGACGCAGAAUAACAUUAUUUGAGUCCGCACUGACAUUGCAUUAGUUUGUCGGGUUUCAGUUGCGAUGUUUCGUGUUGGUUGCAGAUUCCAAACGCACCUAAGUAUGUGGGGGGAUGAGCUGUUGGAGUAUGUAUUGCCAUUUGGAACACCCCAGUUUUAUUAACUUGCUAUGAUUAAACUCCUAAACCGAUCUUAUUUACACGAGAUGUUAGACCAUUUUCGGCUUGCUCAAUAGGCGGCUAAAGAUCGUCCUUAGCCAGUGUUGAUUUUGAGGCUCACAACGGAACUUCUUAGAC